Paramecium sonneborni is the source of this 1018-nucleotide messenger RNA. Lineage: Eukaryota; Ciliophora; Oligohymenophorea; Peniculida; Parameciidae. The record is from the annotation of a GenBank genome assembly.
AUGUUAAAGAAAUUAAGUCAUUUUGUUCGUCUUGAGAACAGAGCCAUUAUUUCUAUCAAAGGAAGAGAAGUUUGUGAAAUUUUAUAAGGAAUUACUACGAAUGAUCUUCGUCUAAUUUAGCAAUCUUAAAGUACUCUAUUUCUAGGUACUAAUGGCAGAAUCAUUUCUGAGGCUAUUUUGCAUAGACCUUAAAUGUAUUAUAUAAUUUUAUUAGUCAAAAGAAUGGGUCAUGGUAAUAUUGUAACGAUGAAAUUUGGAUGGAUAUUGAUAGAGAUCUUAAAAGCUCUAUAAUCAACCAUAUUAAGAAAUUCUUAAUUAGAAAAAAAGUUUCAAUCUCAGACUAUUCAGAUUAAUUGCAAAUCUUUUAAUUUUAUGUAAUUUAUUUAAUCUUAUACUUAAGGGUCCUAAUGUUGUUCUAGAAAAUUAAGAAGGCGAACCUAUUGUAGAUCCUGAGAAUGAUUUAUCUGAAGAAGGUGAUUAUAGAAAUAUUGUCGCUGUCGAUCCAAGAUCUUCAUCUCUAGGUAUCAGAAUGAUUACUAAUGAUAUGCCAAAUCUUUAAUAAAAUGAUGUCAAAAUCGAAAACUUAGAUCAUUUUGAAAUGUCAAGAUUAACUUAAGCUAUUUUUGAAGGAAAAGAAGUUAUCAAUAAAAUACCUUUCUAAGUUAAUUUUGAUUUCUGGAAUUCUAUCAAUUUAAACAAAGGCUGCUAUGUAGGUUAAGAAUUAACAGCAAGAUCAUAUCAUACAGGUGUUAUUAGAAAAAGACUCUUGCCAUUUAAAAUUGUCUCCAAUGAUAAUACUGGCAAUUUAUAAGAUUUGAUCAUCUCUCAUGAUUCAUAGGAAGUUGGUAAAGUAGUUAAAAAUAUUAAUAAUUUUGGAAUUGCUAAUAUUAAUUACUUAGACAUUAAUUUGGAAAAAGAGUAUUAAGUUGGAGAUAAAAUACUUUCAUUAAUAUUAUAAGAUAAACUUCGAAGUAAUUUAAUUAAGUACAUCGAACUAAUCUAAUCGAGAAAAUCAUGA